This is a messenger RNA of Schistosoma mattheei, 1101 nucleotides long. Lineage: Eukaryota; Metazoa; Platyhelminthes; Trematoda; Strigeidida; Schistosomatidae. The record is from the annotation of a GenBank genome assembly.
AUGUAUUAUCAUCAAACCAAAAGUUUUUUUUCACAAACUACAGAUAAGUGGAUUACCUAUAAUGCUGCUGUACAUAUAUAUCUUGUUAUUUAUAACAAAUGUAAAAGGAUCAGGAAGAACUCUUCAAUGCUUCAAGAAUGUUUACAGUAUAGCCAGUUUUAUUGGUCCGCAGUAUUUGGAAAUGUGUAUUUCACAAAGCAUGGCUCAAGUCUUACAGUAACUGGAUAUUUAUCAGGUUUUCCGCGAAAUAAAUGGUUGGGUGUUCAUAUACAUGAAUAUGGUGCAUUAGGUAAUGAAUGUAAUGACGCCGGACCACAUUUUAAUCCGUUUAACAGUGACCAUGGUGGACUAACAGGUUCACCAAGACAUCCUGGAGAUUUUGGAAAUCAUUAUGUAGAUCAAAAUGGUAUUUUGACUCUUGAUUUCGAUGUUGAUAUUUCUUCUAUUACUAAAUUUAAUGGAUUUAUUGGAAGAUCACUGGUUAUCCAUGAGAAAGAAGAUGACUUAGGCAGAAUGGAUGAUGAUGGAAGUCGCAAGACAGGCAAUUCCGGCAAACGUUUAACAUGUGCUGUAGUUGGUGUUUGGAAAGCUCCAUAAACUAGUUUUGGAUCAUUUUUCAUAUUUAUUUACAUUACUAAAAUUUGCACUGACAUGUGACUAGGAACGAGUCAAUAUUUAGAUUAUUCUUUCACAUAUACAGCUAUAAUGUAAAGUUGAGCUGAAGAAAAUUUUUGCCAAUUUAUUUCAAAUUUAGAUUAUAACCCUUUGAAGCCUUUUACAAGACUGUGAGCAGAAUAAACAUGCCAGUGGUAGAUUAACAUCGCUGAUGACUCUUCUUAGUUGAUUACAUGAUUAGUUAGCUGUAUACAGGGAAUUUCUUUUUAAAUAAAUAUCAUCUCAAAAGCUUAUCUGACCAAAAUAUCUAUCUGCUGAUUUGUGUUAAAACAUUUGAUUACUUAGGGUAAUAAUUCACUGAACCAAAAUGAUAAAAACAUUUGAAAAACUAUUCAAGUCUUAUUUUCCUUCAUAUUCAAUCAAUAAUUACGACGAUAUUGACGUUUGUAAUUUGAAGUGUCAAUAGUUAUUGUUAUUUGUUGUUUA